AUGGAUCAUCGCCUAAAUUCUGAUUAUGUUUCGAGUGGGUCGAUAGAUCCUCGUGUUGCUGCCAGAGAUCGUGCAAUGCGGCGGAAUCAGAUCUCCGCCGAUCAACUUCUCGAAGAGAAUCGACGAAUUAGUGAUGAGAUUUCACGAGAAGAUGUUCCGGGUGGGAGGAGAGAACGUCGUCGUCUUGCUGCUAAAGAGCGCGAGAUUCGGAGGGAUCAGUUUAACGCCGAACUCCUUAGGGAAGAAAAUAGAGGAAUGACUGAUGAGAUAACAAGAGCAGAAGUGCAGUAUGAUGAUGAUGAUACUUUUGUUCAGGAUGGGAUUCGGAUUGAACCUUUCAAUUUGACGGAAGAGAGAGAAGAAGGGUAUUUCGAUGAUUCAGGAAAUUUUGUCGAAUUCAUGUGUGAUAGUGAGAUCGAUGAAGCAAUGGACACUGAAAGAAAUUCUACAAGAACAAAGAGUGAAGACGAAACUCCCGACCUUCCUUCCGAAGACUCUGGAAAGAUUAAGAAGCGAAUCGCUGAUGUUCUUGAGACUGGAGAGACGGUUUUACAAGCUUUGAAGAGAUUGAAAGGAAAUUCAAAUAAUAGGAAGGAGAAGAUGUCGCCGGAAACCAAGAUUCUCUUUGAUCAGUUGACUGAAGAUGCCAUGAAGCUGAUGGAGAAUGGCGAUUGCAAUGUCUAUGACUACAAGCAAGAGAUUUUUCAGCGAGAAGCAGAAGUAUAG
Messenger RNA from Ilex paraguariensis (yerba mate), 726 nucleotides. NCBI's taxonomy places the organism in Eukaryota, Viridiplantae, Streptophyta, Magnoliopsida, Aquifoliales, Aquifoliaceae. The record is from the annotation of a GenBank genome assembly.